AUGUCUCGUUUCGCUUUUGUGUUGGCUUUGGCUGUCUUGAUGACUCUUGUAGUCGGAUCUACAGACGUCGUUCGGCACAGUAGACGGAAGGCGACAACUCAUUCUAUGCGCUAUCUCGCACAUUCACUUACCGCUGUGGACCAUAGCAAGAGAGCCAAAGAGUUCAGCAACAGCACUUCACUGGACAGAGACUUUAGUGACAUGACUCUCUUCAAGUUUAAAGGAGAAAUUACCAAGAAGACAGAAGGCGAUUCGAAGAAACCAAAAGAUAAGACGAAAAAGCAACAAGACAAUCCGAACAGUCCAGAUGAGAAGACCGAGAGUUCAGGAAAUAAAUCCGAGCAUUCAACGACAUACUCCGCUGGUAUCGAAAUUACGUGUGCCACUUGUUACAGCAAGGGUAAAGCGACUGCUUCACUCAUUGUGGAUGAUGGCUUCAACACCAGCACCAUCCUGGAUACAGUCAAAGAUGCUGUGACGGACACAAUUGACCAGAUAGAAGACUGGGCUGGAGAAAUCGACUUGCUUCCAUUUCGCAUCCCGCCUUUAGACGUUGAUCUAGACAUCAACCUGCCUGACUUCCCUAGUGCCGUUCUUGAGUUACAGCUUGACGGUUUCGAACUAUACGUGGAACUCGACACUACCUUCGCCGGAGGAGUCACAUACCAAGUCAGUCUCUACAAGACCAGAGGGAUGCAUAUCGACAUCGCUGGAGACAUGUUCCUGGGUGCAGUCCUCUCUUUUGACCUCAUCCUCAGUGCCGAGGCUGAGCUCACUAUCAGGAGUGGCUUCCACGUCAAGUUGGACGAUGGUUUUCUCCUCAAGAUGGCUCUCUUUUCCGAAGAUGCAUCCGACAUAGUCUACAACGGCGGCAAGUUUGAGUUCCUUCCCGUGACAAUCGAGUCAGCCGGCACGGUUCUUAAGGCUGCCCUACAGCUGUCACUCCGAGCGGGUGUCGAGGUCUUUGACCUAGACUUGACGCCAGGAUUUGAAGUUGAGGUUGGGGACUUCAACUCGGAGGAUUACGUUCUUUCCGCUGGUGCUGAGAGUCGUGUUUAUGUCAAUGUCGCUGAGUUUGUCACGAACAUCACGGCCAGCGACGACGAUGUCGACUGCGCCCUGAAGGUUCACCAAGACUACAGAUUCGUUGUCGGAGCUGCUGCCGGCGCAAGUGCCGCCCUUGGCCAGUUUGCAUGGGGCCCAACGGCAUCAACCGAGAUCCCUAUCUUCACUACCAGAAUCGCUGAAGUCUGCGCUGUGAGCGCUCCUCCGGUCGCGACGACUCUGGCUAUUGACGCUCGUGCGGCCCAGGACGAUAACGAUGAUCUUGAGACCACGACCCUCACAACCAAGAAAACUACGACUGGUUCUGCUACCCGCAGUGCCAUCGGAUUCGGCAACAAUGCCAAGGAGAUGAUUACAACCAGCGGCAAGCCGGCAGCUUAUACUGGAGGCGGCGAUAACGACAAUAACGAUUCAUUCUUUGACCGCAAGACUGGGGGCGUGUCAAACGCCAUCAUCGUUGGAGUUAGCGUCGGAUUGGGUGUUCCUAUCAUCAUCGCAAUAAUCGCGGGCAUCUUCUUAUUACGCCGGCGUCGCAGCAAGGCUGCCAGAGUGAGCCCUGUCGAAACGAAUCUCACAACCCAUGUAAGGAUAGAACCUGAUGUCAAGAAAUUUCCUCUAGUAAACAACUCUCGAUUGGUGUCAUAA
Molecule: messenger RNA, 1710 nt
Organism: Fusarium poae
Lineage: Eukaryota; Fungi; Ascomycota; Sordariomycetes; Hypocreales; Nectriaceae
Exons: 4
Coding region: 1-1710 (569 amino acids)
Source: RefSeq, a predicted model, not a curated record